This is a messenger RNA of Silurus meridionalis, 3769 nucleotides long. It is a transcript of the gene ctdspl2b, whose product is annotated as CTD (carboxy-terminal domain, RNA polymerase II, polypeptide A) small phosphatase like 2b. The coding region runs from base 206 to 1552 and encodes 448 amino acids. The record is from RefSeq and is a predicted model, not a curated record. The transcript has 13 exons. Gene Ontology annotation, molecular function: phosphoprotein phosphatase activity. Lineage: Eukaryota; Metazoa; Chordata; Actinopteri; Siluriformes; Siluridae.
GUGUGGCUGAGGAGGCGGGAAAUGGCGACUAGUGGUGCAGUGAAUAAAAUCUAAUUUAAUAACAUUACAGAGCAGAGCGAAGAAAAAGCGGCUUUACACUGAACAAGCCGGACAUUGGAACUGUGUCUACAACCGCCAACAAGACCCAGACAUCACUCAGACUGGAUUACGGGCUUUAACAUUGUAGAUGUGACCGUACAAUAUCAUGAAGCUGAGAAUGCGUGAGGCAUCUCGGCCACCAAACCCGCCUUGCGUCCGACGACGAGCUCGAAAACCCAAGCGGAGAGGCUUACGAUGCUCACUCGGAGGAAAGGGAUUUCUGAAGACUAUCAUCCCUCAUGACGCUGUGAAGAAGAAACCACGAGGAGCCAAGAGGAGUCGUGUGACCUGUGACCUCAUCACGUCGUCCCCUCAAAGCAUCAGUGUCUGCAGGAAACGAGUAGGACGCAGAAGCCGCUCCGUUAACCAGGAAACCAGGAAGUGUGAUGCUAUUAAACAGACCAAGAACAGUGUGAAGCUGGAGGCUGGAGAUGCUUUGGACAGUCCUCCUCGAACCACUGUACUGGGAACCGUGUUCUCUCCUGUCUUCAACUACUUCUCCCCGGCCAACAGAACAGGUUUGGACCUGCCGGGUCAGGCCAUGGAGGCUGAGGAGAUUAUAAAGCAGUUGGACAUGGAGCAGGUGGAGGACGUGCCGAUGGGGGCUGCCGCAUCACCACCAGGACAGUGUGGCCCAAACUUCCCCAGUGCCAUGUCCCCCUACUACAGCCACACUGAGAGAGGGGAGGAAGAGGAUGUGGCCAAUCACUCUGAUAUGCCUCCUCUCACAGCUGCAGGAUAUCCAUCAGUCAGUGGUUAUGUGGAGGUUCCUGCAUGUGUUCCUGACCCGUCGUGUGAGGAGGAAUGGGAGGUGUUUGACCCAUAUUUUUUCAUCAAGCAUGUACCCCCACUAACCGAGGAGCAGCUGACACGUAAACCUGCACUGCCUUUAAAGACACGCAGCACACCCGAGUUCUCCCUCGUCAUAGACCUGGACGAAACUUUAGUUCAUUGCAGUCUGAACGAGCUUGAAGAUGCAGCACUGACGUUCCCCGUCCUUUUCCAAGAUGUUAUUUACCAGGUUUACGUGCGCUUAAGGCCCUUUUUUAGAGAAUUCCUCCAGCGGAUGUCUCAGAUUUAUGAGAUCAUUCUUUUCACUGCGUCGAAGAAAGUGUACGCGGAUAAGUUGCUGAACAUUCUCGAUCCGAAGAAGGAGUUAGUUCGGCACAGGUUAUUUCGCGAACAUUGUGUCUGUGUCCAGGGCAACUACAUCAAAGAUCUGAAUAUUCUCGGGAGAGAUCUUUCGAAGACCAUCAUUAUCGACAACUCGCCACAAGCAUUUGCGUAUCAGCUGUCUAAUGGGAUCCCGAUUGAAAGCUGGUUCAUGGACAAGAACGACAACGAACUUCUCAAGCUGGUGCCUUUUCUAGAAAAGCUGGUGGAGUUGGAUGAGGAUGUGCGGCCACAUGUACGUGAGCGCUUUCGUCUGCACGACCUGCUGCCUCCUGACUGAAGCGUGAGUCCCGGGACGUCUGCAGCCAAACGCGAGUAAUAAAGACUGACGAGGACGGCAGAAAACCAGCCUUUUUAUGGGGAUCGGGGGGGCGGGGUGUUUCUUUCCUGCUGUUACAGUAGUGAUAAGAGGGGGAAAAAAAGCAGAUUAAAUAGGAUUUAUGAAUUGUGGUGUUAAUGAGGCUGUCCCCGAGUUUCAGCACUCGAGUGAUUGUUCGCUUUUGUUUUUGCAUGUGCUUGCUCUGUCUUUUCACUCGCUUCUUCUGUUGAAGUGGAAGAGCACAAUCUUAAGGAGGAUGAUCCCCAUUUAUUUUAUUUUAUUAUUUUGUUAAUCAUCUUGAAGCAUAUUAUUCUUUGACAAUUAUGUAUUCUUCAGUAAUUACAAUGAAACCGAUUGGAAAACUGUGUAGAUAGGAACGUAAGUCUGGAACAGGCAAACAUUUAAAGGGAUUUAAUACACUUUCUGUCCACUUUAAUAGGAACACCUGAAACCCUGCUGAAUUAUGGUGAUUUUUCUGUAUUCACCUCUUAGUCAGGGAGCGUCUGCUACUGCAUGAAGUCAGAUUCUUGUUUCCUUUGCUGACUGCAUUUGGAUUUCUGCUGGUAGACUCAAUCCGGCCCAAGGUUUUCACACAUUUACAGAAAUGCUCUUCUGCUCACAAUAGUGGCAAAGAGCAGUUGUCUGUCUUUAGAAUUCCUAUCAGCUCUAACCAGAUUUGUCGCGAGUUUUUUUUUGCAUCAUCGUGUGUAGAGACUGUUUUGUGUGUGUGUGUGUGUGUGUGUGUGUGUGUGUGUGUGUGUGUGUGUGUGUGUGUGUGUGUGAAAAUCCCGGGAACCAUUCUGAAACCAACAACCAUUUAACAUCUACAGGCAAUGAGGUCACAUUUCUUUCCCAUUUAGAUGUUUGGCAUGAUUGAUUGGUGAAUUGGAAAUGCUUUACACCGGUGUCCCUAUUAAAGUGGCCAGUCUUUUCUUCUUCUUUUUUUUUUUUUUUUUUUUUUUAAGCUACUUAAGGUUUUAUAAGAAUUUUUAACAUCUGCACCUUCGAGACUUGUCAUUAAUACUCAAGUUACGAUUCCAAGAACGCCACUCAAGGUUGCGUUAUUUCUUCUUUUUCUUUUUAGAUAUUUACGUUUUUAUUACAUUCUUAUUUUUAUUAUUUGUAUUAGAUAUAUCUAUUUUUGUAAAUCAGUGUUCAUGGUCCAUUAUGGUUUAGUGUUCAAUUGUAAAUAAGCAAUUUUGAGGGAAAUGUUGACCACAAAAAGUAGCACAAAAGGUUUUUUUUGACUAGAAAUUCCCUGAGAUCACCUGAGAAAAUGGGUCUUAGCAACAGCAGCAUGGACUGAAAUGAUCUAAAAAAUAAAAAAAAAAAUUUGCAAAUUAACAAAUGACACUUUUAACUUAGUUAAAUAGUUAAUAAUCUCAUAAUGAGUGAGUGAGACACUAUACUGACAAAUGUUUGUGGAAACCUGACUAUAAGAUUCUUCUGUGCUUUUUGACCAUCCCAUUCCACAUUUAGUCCUCACUUUUCUGGGAAAAGGUUCCACCAGGUUUUGGAGUAUAGCUGUGGAUUUGUUUUCUUUUGGGCCACGAGGAUGGUAGUAAAGUCAGGUACUGAUGUAGAGUGUGGAGGCCUGGGGUGCAGACAGGAUUUCACCUCAUCCCAAAGGUAAUGAGGUGAGAGCUCUUUACUGACUCUCAGUGCUUCCACUCAUUAAAACCAUAUCUUCAUGGAGCUGGUGUUGUCAUGCUGGAACAGGUGGGUCUUCUAGUACAAGUCAAGGGAAAAUUAAAUUCUGCUGUUUUCCAAAGACAGCCGGUACAAUUGUGUGCCUCCUGUGUGGUAACCGUUUGGAGAAGAAACAUAUAUGGCUGGAAAAGUCAGGAAUUUCAGUACAUUUGUCCUUUUAGUUCAUUUUACAUGUUUUGUCUUUACUCAGAUGUUGCAGUGUUGUUCUAAGGGUUUUUUUAAAGCACUUUUUAUGCUUUGUUUAAAGUCCAUCAUGGUUAUCCAAAGGUUUGGGAAGCAUAUCCAAGGAGUCGGUUUUAAUUUCAAUAUAAUUUUUGAUUUUAGUCCAUUUAUUUACAGUUUAAUUAAAAAAAAAAAAAAGUUAAAUGUCUGCAGCAAGUUUGAAAAUCCCUGGUCUAAAGGGUAAUUUUUAAGUAUUUGGAUCCUUGUUUGCUUUUUAAAUAAAACACACACACACAAACACACACA